Molecule: messenger RNA, 1149 nt
Organism: Didymodactylos carnosus
Lineage: Eukaryota; Metazoa; Rotifera; Eurotatoria; Philodinida; Philodinidae
Source: the annotation of a GenBank genome assembly
AUGGUCUAUUCGAACGAAACGAAACUUGAUAUUAAAUUUUAUGAUCAAGUUUGGUCAUCAAUGGAUUUGAAUCCCAAUCGACUGACGAGUGUAAUAAAUAAAAUGUUCAUUUACAAUGAAACCGAAACAAAACGACACAAUUAUUCUAACAAUUAUUUUGAUUAUGAUAAACAGUAUGUACAAUCGUCAGGAAGUAGUGAAAGCGCAGGUCUGAAUAUUUUGGGUAUUGGUGCACUUGGCGGAUCUGGUUCAUCGUCAAGUUCAUCAGAAAAUCAGCUGUCAACAACGACACAGUCAAUAUUUUCUGCCACCGAAAUUCAACAUGCAAUAUCCCAACAACAAAUUGACAUUCAAUGGUUAGGUGAAAAAUUGAUUCCAAAAUCGUUUAGUGUUUACAAAAUGACUGACAUAACUGAUUAUUUGCAAACAGCCAUUAUUGCAAAACAAAUGAUUGCUGACAAAGCCAACGGUGCAAUUUUUCGAACUGUGAGCACAAUAAUUCCAACUGUUUCAACAGAUUCUCGUCUAACGACGUUCACCGGUGAAAUAAAAUUGUAUACAGGCGAUGUUGCAUCGAUACCAGAAUUGUGGUUGUUAUGCAAUGGGGCUGUGCUAUCUCGCACUGAAUAUCAGAGGCUAUUUUCCGUUAUUGGGAUCACCUAUGGAGCUGGCGACGGGUCGACGACGUUCAAUCUGCCAGAUUUUCGUGGUAGAUUUCCAAUUGGCGUUGAUGAAUUACAAAUUCGUGUCGGUGAGGCAACUAAGCUAGGAAUGGCGGGUGGAAACGCAACUCACCAGUUGACAGUUGCUGAAUUGCCUGCACACACCCAUGAUCAAGGAAAGUUGGUGAUUUCUGGAAGUGGUACACACUCGCACACCUACAGCGAUCCUGGACACAAUCACGGCGGUAGUACGGGCGCUGCAGCCCCAGAACAUGGUGGAGGCCGAGGUACAGUCAACGGAGGAGGUAUACACGAUAGAGGAUUGCAUGUGCAUACAAUCGCUACCGACACGACACACAUUUCGAUUGACGCGGCUGGCGAUCAUAUCCAUGAAAUUGUCGGAGAAACGGGCUCUAUCGGAUCGGGAGCAGAGUUUGGAAUAAUCAAUCCUUUCCAAACAUGCCAUUAUAUGAUCUAUACCGGAUAA